CCAACGGCAACGAAAGCCCUGAUACAAUGGGAGGCGAUUUCGUCCAGGAUAAUGACCGCCAGGUUCAACUCCAAAGGAAGGAAAGUGUCAAUCAUACAAUGUUAUGCACCCACAAACAACGCAGACCUCGAGAAGAAAGAAGAAUUCUACAGGCAACUACAGGCAACAAUGGACAAUACUCCAGCUGGCGACAUGAAAAUACUAAUGGGAGACAUGAACGCCAAACUGGGACCAGACAAUACGGGAAGGGAACUCAUCAUGGGUAGAGAAGCUCUAGGAGAAAUGAAUGAAAACGGAGAACUCUUCGCCGACUUCUGCGCCUUCAACGAACUGGUGAUUGGUGGCAGUGUAUACAAGCACAAAGAUAUCCACAAGGCUACAUGGGUGUCACCAGACGGGCAAACCAAAAACCAAAUCGACUUCAUCUCAAUCUCAAGGAAGUGGAGGCGCAGCCUACUGGACACAAAAGCAAGAAGAGGAGCAGACGUUGGCUCAGACCACUAUCUCGUACAAGGGACAAUCCAAAUCAAAUUAAAAGCUUUCAGGGAAUCAGGAGCUGCAGAUAGACCACAAGCCAAGUUCAACACUCAAAAGCUGAAGGACCAGGCUACAAAGGACAUCUUCAUUGCAAGCAUAAAGGACAAAGCCGAGACACAAAUCAACACUAGCGAAGAGGUCGGCGUUGAAAAGCACUGGAACAACUUGAAAACGGUGUGGAGCCAAACCUGCAUAGAAAUUCUAGGCAGAAAAAAGAGACAGGACAAACAGUGGCUCACUACGGACACUUGGAAACUAAUAGAAGAGAGAAGGACAGUGAAGCAAAAGAUUAUCCAGUGCACGGACGAGCAACAAAAACAGGAGCUGAAUGCAAGCUACAAUACACUGAACAAAAGAGUGAAGAAAAGUGCCAGGGAAGACAAAAGAAAAUAUUAUGAAACCAUGGCAAACGAAGCAGAACAAGCUGCAGGCAAAGGAGACCUCGCCACACUCUACCAAACAACUAGGAACCUUUCGGGCAAACGUUCGACACAGAUUAAGCCAAUAAAGGACGACAAUGGAAAGUCAAUCACCAAAGAGGUGGAACAGAGAAAGCACUGGGUUGAACACUUCAAAAGACUUCUAAAUCGUCCGCCACCUACAACACGUCCAGCAAUACCAACAACGGAAGCAGAACUACCAGUGAACACUGACCCCCCGACGAAAUCAGAAGUCCUGAAUGCAAUCAAGAUGCUUAAAACUGGGAAAACACCGGGACCAGAUGGAAUCCCAGCAGAGGCUUUGAAAAUAGACCCAGAGACAACAGCGGACUUGAUGACACCACUACUGGAGAAGGUGUGGAAAGAGGGCAAAGUACCCGAGGAUUGGAAGAACAGUUACUUAUUCAAACUUCCAAAGAAAGGAGACUUAAGUCAAUGUAAAAACUGGCGUGGAAUUAUGCUUCUGUCCAUUCCAAGCAAGAUACUAAGUCGCAUCAUCCUGGAGAGAAUCAAACAAGCCCUAGAUGAAAAACUUCGUCCGGAACAGGCUGGAUUCAGGAGAAACAAAUCAUGUAUUGAUCAAAUCGCCACUCUACGGAUCAUCAUUGAACAAAGCUUGGAAUGGCAGUCACCUCUCUAUCUCAACUUCAUCGACUUUGAAAAGGCCUUCGACAGCGUCGAUCGAGAGGUCAUUUGGAAACUACUUCGCUACUACGGGGUCCCAUCGACAAUUAUACACCUCAUCCAACAGUUAUACGACAAUGCUGCAUGCCAAGUAAUCCACAACGGGAAACUUACGGAAGCCUUCGAAGUGAGGACGGGAGUGAGGCAAGGCUGUCUACUAUCACCAAUGAUCUUCCUGAUUGCAAUUGAUUGGAUAAUGCGACAGACAACGGCAACCAACGAGGGAACAGGCAUAAAAUGGACUGACACAAAAGACUUGGAGGAUCUGGAUUUCGCCGAUGAUAUAUGUCUGAUUUCCCAUAAACUGGAAGAUAUGCAAGUGAAAAGUAACAAGUUGGCAGAAGAAGCAUCAAAGAUAGGACUUCACGUGAACAUAGAUAAAACAGAGAUGAUGAAGAUUCCUAGCCAACAUCAACAACACCAACAGACCACAAUAAGCAUAAAUGGGAAGAACCUGAAAGAAACAACCUCCUUCACCUACCUGGGAAGCAUCGUCUCAACUACAGGCGGAACUGACGAGGACAUCAAAGCCAGAAUCGGAAAAGCAAGACAAGCUUUCAUUACUCUCAAAUCUGUGUGGAGGUCAACAGCAAUCAGCAUCAAAAAUAAGAUCCGGAUUUUCAACUCCAAUGUGAAGUCAGUGCUACUAUACGGAUCAGAGACUUGGCGAGUCAUAAAGAGCAUCUCAAACAAACUUCAAACCUUCAUUAACAACUGUCUCCGCUCAAUACUCAAGAUCAGAUGGCCAGAAAAGAUCAGCAACAGGGAUCUCUGGGAGCGAACCAAUCAGGAACCGAUUGUGAAACAAAUAGGCAGAAAGAAAUGGAGAUGGAUUGGCCAUACGCUGAGGAAACCAUCAAGUGACAUCACUAGACAAGCCCUCGAGUGGAACCCGAAAGGGAGGCGGCGAGUUGGUCGUCCAAGGGUGACUUGGAGGAGGUCAUGCGAGGAGGAGAUGAAAGCAUGUGGACAGACCUGGAGCAGGGUGAAAAAGUUGUCAGAAAACCGAAGUCAAUGGAGGUGCGCAGCUGAAGCCCUAUGUUCCUCUAGGAACUAAAGGAUACAAUAAUAAUAAUAA
This is a messenger RNA of Trichobilharzia regenti, 2739 nucleotides long. The record is from the annotation of a GenBank genome assembly. NCBI's taxonomy places the organism in Eukaryota, Metazoa, Platyhelminthes, Trematoda, Strigeidida, Schistosomatidae.